This is a messenger RNA of Telopea speciosissima, 1428 nucleotides long. RefSeq names its product RGG repeats nuclear RNA binding protein A. Gene Ontology annotation, cellular component: nucleus; cytoplasm. Gene Ontology annotation, molecular function: RNA binding. The coding region runs from base 166 to 1257 and encodes 363 amino acids. The transcript has 7 exons. The record is from RefSeq and is a predicted model, not a curated record. NCBI's taxonomy places the organism in Eukaryota, Viridiplantae, Streptophyta, Magnoliopsida, Proteales, Proteaceae.
UCUUUUUCUGUUUUUCUCUUCAUUUCUGAGGUGAAGGAAAAGCGGGUUGUUUUGUCGGAGGUUGUAAAUGAUAGAUCUGUAUCAAUGGAAUUGAGAAAGAACUAGGGGUUCCUUGUUGCUGUUGCAGUUGAAUCGUUAAGGGUUUUUUCUGGGUCCCGAACGGAAAUGGCAUCCGCGAACCCUUUUGAUCUGUUGGGUGAUGACGACAACGAUGACCCGUCGCAGCUGAUCGCUGCUCAGCAGCAGAAGGUCGCCGUUCCGAAGAAACCCUCAGCUCCCAUCCAAUCCACUGCUCAACAGCAGCCCAAGCAGGCUAAGCUUCCAUCCAAGCCUCUUCCCCCUGCUCAGGCUGUGAGGGAGACUAAAAAUGAAGUUGCUCGUGGAGGGAACCGUGGUGGGCGUGGAUAUGGACGUGGACGCGGUGGUGGAUUUAACCGAGAUCGAGAAGUGGUCAACAAUGAAAAUGCAUAUAGCAACAAUGGAGUCUCUGGAGGAUACAGUGCCCCUGAAGAUGGAGAUAUUGGGAAAUCCACUGAAAGGCGUGGCGAUGGUGGAUCUCGUGGUGGUUACCAUGGUGGCCGUCGAGGUGGUUUCAGCAAUGGAGAGCAUGUUGAUGGGGAGCGGCCUAGAAGGAUGUUUGAGCGUCGUAGUGGGACUGGUCGUGGGAGUGACUUCAAACGUGAAGGAGCUGGUCGUGGGAAUUGGGGAACUCCUACUGAUGAAGUUGUUCAGGAUACUGUGGAGGUUGCCAACACCAAUGAAAAGAAUGUGAGCUCUGAGAAGCCAGUUGAGGAAGAUACAGAUGCCAGCAAGGAGAACCCUGUGAAUGAGACAGAAGAGAAGGAACCUGAAGAUAAGGAGAUGACUCUUGAUGAGUAUGAGAAGCUGCUGGAAGAAAAAAGGAAGGCUUUGCAAGCAUUGAAGACUGAGGAAAGGAAGGUCGAUGACAAGGAGUUUAAAUCUAUGCAACAGCUUUCCAGCAAAAAGGGCAACGAUGAUGUGUUCAUUAAAUUGGGCUCUGACAAGGAUAAGCGGAAAGAGAUUGAGAAGGAAGAGAAAGCUAAGAAGUCUGUCAGCAUCAAUGAGUUCCUAAAGCCUACUGAAGGGGAUAAGCAUUACAGUCCUGGAGGAAGGAGGGGUGGCCGUGGAGGUCGUGGCAGAGGAGGAGGAGGUUACAGUGGAGGUGGCAUGAAUUACAAUGUGUCGGCCCCUUCCAUUGAGGAUCCGGGGCAGUUCCCAACCUUAGGUGCCAAGUGAGAGUUUUUACCAAUCUACUGGACAUCAUCUCCUUGGUUUUUCCAUGUUUGGGUUCAUUUACUUUUGAUCUUGAGAAGUACCCGAGUGGCAGGAAUAAUGAGGUUUCCUGUAUCAAAAGAUCUUUUUAACGUUUUUAAUUAUUCCAAAGUGUAAAUUUAGGUUUUUUUUCCC